Messenger RNA from Aegilops tauschii subsp. strangulata, 312 nucleotides. RefSeq names its product histone H4-like. Gene Ontology annotation, molecular function: DNA binding; protein heterodimerization activity; structural constituent of chromatin. Gene Ontology annotation, cellular component: nucleosome. Lineage: Eukaryota; Viridiplantae; Streptophyta; Magnoliopsida; Poales; Poaceae. The record is from RefSeq and is a predicted model, not a curated record.
AUGUCUGGGCGCGGCAAGGGAGGCAAGGGUCUCGGCAAGGGCGGCGCCAAGCGCCACCGGAAGGUGCUGCGCGACAACAUCCAGGGCAUCACCAAGCCGGCCAUCCGUCGCCUGGCUCGGAGAGGCGGCGUGAAGCGCAUCUCGGGGCUCAUCUACGAGGAGACCCGCGGCGUGCUCAAGACCUUCCUCGAGAACGUCAUCCGCGACGCCGUCACCUACACGGAGCACGCCCGCCGCAAGACCGUCACCGCCAUGGACGUCGUCUACGCGCUCAAGCGCCAGGGCCGCACCCUCUACGGCUUCGGCGGCUAG